AUGGGGCGCGUGACGUCACGGGGGCAUGAAUGGGGCGCGUGACGGCGCGGGGGCGCGAAGCCACGCCCCCUCCGUGGCGCGCCACGAUGGAGCCGGGGCCGGGAACGGGGCCGGGAACUGGGAUCGGGAAUAGGAUCGGGAAUGGGAUCGGGAAUAGGGCCGGGAAUAGGGCCGGGAGCGGAACCGCAGCGCUGGCCCGCGACCUCCUGCGUGCUGACGGGGGCUUCGCGGGGCUUCGGGCGCAGCCUGGCCCGGCUGCUGGCCCCGCGGCUGGGUCGGGGCUCGCUGCUGGUGCUGCUGGCCCGCUCCGAGGAGCCGCUGGCCCAGCUGGCGACCGAGCUGCGGGGCUCCGCCGCCGCCGGGCUGCGGGUGGAGUGCGUGGCCGCCGAGCUGAGCACCCAGCAGGGGCUGAGGAAGGCGGUGGAGGCGCUGCGGGAGCUGCUGCCCUCGGCGCCGCCCGGCCCUUUGCUCGUCGUUAACAACGCCGGCUCCCUGGGAGACAUCUCCAAAUCCUUCCUCGACCUCACCGACCCGGCUGAAAUCAACACCUACUUCGCCUUCAACGUCACCUCGGCGCUUUGCCUCACCACGGCCGCCCUGCAGGCCUUCGGGAAGCGCCCCGGCUCGAGCAGGACGGUGGUGAACAUCUCCUCCCUCUGCGCCCUAAAGCCCUUCAAGAACUGGGCGCUGUACUGCGCGGGAAAGGCUGCCCGGGACAUGAUGUUCCAGGUGCUGGCGCUGGAGGAGCCCGACGUGCGCGUGCUCAACUACGCCCCGGGUCCUCUGGACACGGACAUGCAGCUCUUGGCCCGCACGAAGACCGGAGACCCCGAGAUGCGGCGGCAAUUCCAGAGCCUGCAGGAGAGCGGGCAGCUCAUCGACUGCUCCGUGUCGGCCCAGAAGCUCCUGAAGCUCCUGGAGGAGGACGCCUUCAGCUCCGGCGCCCACGUGGACUUCUACGACGUCUGAGCUGCUCUCACCUGGCCCCUCGCCUGCGUGCUUUGCUGUCGUACUUCAGAGAAGUAAGAGCAGGAGGUCAUCACCCCUGGCUCUCCCCAUCUCUCCAGAGACCCUCCUGCAGCUCGGGGGCUCUCUCAGAGCCCAGAGGGUUUGGGAUCAGAGCUGAGCAGUUCCCAGUGCUGCUUGCAGGCAGGGAGCUGCCAGGAGAGGGAGCUGCCUGCGCAGGAGAUGCGAACACCGGGGUGCCUGCCCGGAGCUCCAGCUGGCACAAGCAUAGCCCUGGGCGAGGGUUUGAUCACUGCCCUGAGUUUUUCCUGUUUUCUUGGGGCUGGGGCUGGGGUUUGAGCCUCUUCCAGGUUGUUCUUUUAGUUAUUUGUGGGCUUUUAGCCUCAUUUUUCCAAGUUCCAUGAGGCGUAAGCCCACUCCUUGGAGUGCCAGAGGUGGGACAAGCACAGUGCUGGUGGCGAGGCUGGCACCCCCCACCUGCCCCAGAAACGCCUAGCUCCUUCUGCCACCCUGUUCUUGCAGCCUUUUAUUCCGAGAUUAUUUUUCUGUCUCCCUACGUCUCCAGUCAUUAAAAGUUUCCUGUCUGCUCUGGUC
Molecule: messenger RNA, 1560 nt
Organism: Anas platyrhynchos (mallard)
Lineage: Eukaryota; Metazoa; Chordata; Aves; Anseriformes; Anatidae
Gene: SPR
Product: sepiapterin reductase
Biological process (GO): tetrahydrobiopterin biosynthetic process
Molecular function (GO): sepiapterin reductase (NADP+) activity
Source: RefSeq, a predicted model, not a curated record